Amorphotheca resinae ATCC 22711 is the source of this 1389-nucleotide messenger RNA. RefSeq lists its product as hypothetical. The record is from RefSeq and is a predicted model, not a curated record. Gene Ontology annotation, cellular component: cytoplasm; cytosol. The coding region runs from base 52 to 1389 and encodes 445 amino acids. NCBI's taxonomy places the organism in Eukaryota, Fungi, Ascomycota, Leotiomycetes, Helotiales, Amorphothecaceae. Gene Ontology annotation, molecular function: RNA binding; glutamate 5-kinase activity; ATP binding. The transcript is spliced from 5 exons.
CUUUGGUUUUGAAGCAUUACUGAAUCUUCCAAAGUUCGAUCAGAAUCCAAGAUGAAGGGACCCAAACCUUUGGCAAUUGUCAUAAAGCUUGGAACAAGUUCCAUUGUUGACGAAAAGACCCAUGAACCGCUAUUAUCAACAUUGUCCCUGAUUGUUGAGACAGCUGUAAAGCUUCGUAAAGAUGGACACAAGGUGAUCAUUGUGUCUUCCGGAGCCAUCGGGGUUGGUCUCAGGAGAAUGGACCUUGACAAAAGACCAAAGCAUCUUCCAAGGAUACAGGCUUUGGCAGCAAUUGGACAAUGUAGACUUAUAAGUCUCUGGGAUAGUCUUUUUGGCCACUUGCGACAGCCAAUUGCUCAAAUACUGCUUACGAGGAAUGAUAUUGCAGAUCGUACACAAUAUCUCAAUGCUCAGAAUACCUUCGCCGAGCUCCUUGAGAUGGGGGUAAUUCCCAUCGUCAACGAGAAUGAUACUCUUGCUGUUACUGAAAUCAAGUUUGGAGACAACGACACUCUAUCAGCCAUCACAGCCGCUAUGGUUCAUGCGGAUUAUCUAUUCCUCAUGACUGAUGUAGAUUGCUUGUAUGACAAGAACCCAAGAACAAAUCCGGACGCCCAGGCCAUUGAGGUUGUUGAGGAUAUUACUGCUUUGCAAGCAGAUGUAUCCAGCGCAGGCUCGAGCCUUGGUACGGGUGGGAUGUCCACCAAGAUUGUAGCAGCACGUCUGGCCACCUCAGCAGGUGUGACAACCGUCAUCACACGCUCCUCUAACCCAGGAAACAUAGCAAACAUAGUACGCUACCUGCAGGCCAUUAAGACCUCGUCUUCUGAAUCCUCCACGCCCCCGCCAGGAAAAAUCAUCACUUCCUCAGACACAGCUUUCGAAGAGCCGUUGGCUAGAUCAACCGCUUCAUUGACCCUUGAAGGAAAGCUCCAAGCUCCCUUACAUACAAGAUUCAUUCCAUCCUCUCAUCCAAUUCGAGACCGACAGUUCUGGCUCCUCCAUGGCCUUGCUCCCCACGGCACAAUUUACAUCGACGCUGGCGCGCAUCGUGCUCUGGCAAACAAAGCGGGCCUCCUUCCUGUCGGCAUCGUAGAUGUGGAAGGAAACUUCGCACAACAAGAAGCUGCUCGUUUAGUAGUUGUGGAACGAAUCCCUAAAUCGGCAGCCGCUCAAGGAGCAACGAAAUUAUGGGAAGGACCUGGUCAUGAAGUGGGCAGGGCAUUGGUGAAUUACAGCGCAGCGGAGAUUGCUAGGAUUAAGGGGGUGCAGAGUAGUGAGAUUCACGGACUGCUUGGGUACGCUGAUAGCGAGUAUGUGGCGCUGCGGGAGAAUAUCAGUUUCUUCACGAGGGAAAGUAGACCUGUGACGCCGAGUUUGGAGGCAUAG